AUGAACUGCAGUAAGUGCAAACACCACUCAUAUUGUCUUCAGAGAGGACUGGGUUAUCUUUUUCAUAGCCAACUGUUAACUUUGCUUUUUUCUCCAUACAGCUGUGUUCACAGAGGUCCCCCAUGACAUCACAGCACAGAGUGGUCAGGACGUGGAGAUGGCGUGCUCUUUCCGGGGGGCAGGCCCCUCCUACUCCCUGGAGAUCCAGUGGUGGUACAUCAGGAACCACAGAGACUGGACAGAGAAACAGCCCUGGGCCACCAAUCAGGUAGCUAGACUGCUCGCUCUCUGUCACUGCUGAUAGAAUAUUGCUGAGGAGGUGUUCUGUGAUCAGUGAUCACAGGGAUGAGGCAGAGGAUGGAUAGGUGGGGAACAGAGUCUUCCUAUUCACCCUCAUUGCAAAAAGCAAUGUAAAUAGCAAAGCAUUAGCAUACAGUAAGUACUGUAGGCUAUGCACACAAACUCCUUUCCUCAGUCCCAAUCUUUAGAGUUUGCCAUCGAGGCACAGCUACAGUAUACAGGUCAGAAUUAGGACCAACUAAUAUAGUACACAGGGCUAAACUGAGUGAGGUGAGCAGCAGGUAACAAACCACACAUGAGUCACUGCAGUAGGCAUAAAUAGCAGCAGGUUCCCCAGGUGCCCCGGAGGCACAGGAACAGAAGAGGAGGCUGAGGAACACAACAGUGGUAGGCCUGAUCACCGACAACGAUGAGACAGCCUAUAGGGAGGAGGUCAGAGACCUGGCCGUGUGGUGCCAGGAUAACAACCUCUCCCUCAACGUGACCAAGACAAAGGAGAUGAUUGUGGACUACAGGAAAAAAAAGAGGACUGAGCAUAGUCACUUUAUCUCUACCCACAUGUACAUAUUACUUCAACUACCUCAACUAGCCGGUGCUCCCGCACAUUGACUCUGCACCGGUACCCCCCUGUAUAUAUAGCCUCCCUACUGUUAUUUUAUUUUACUUCUGUUAUUUUUUUCUCAACACUUUUUUGUUGUUUUAUUUGACUUUUUUAUUAAAAAUAAAUGCACUGUUGGUUAAGGGCUGUAAGUAAGCAUUUCACUGUAAUGUCUACACCUGUUGUAUUCGGCGCAUGUGGCCAAAAAAAAUUGAUUUGAUUUGAAAUAUUUUAUCAGGAGGACUACCUGAGCUGGGCAAUGCAGAGCAGGUUUUCAAUAAGGAUGGAAAGUUUUCCAGGCCUCCUGCUGUCUUUCGACGCUUUUUAAUUGGAAAAUGGAGAAAUGUAAAGAAACUUCCUCUCACCUCACUCAGAGUUAUUAUUCAUGAAGUACCCCUGGAGGACUGGCUGUGUACCCCUGGAGGACACCAUGCCUCCCUUGCUGGAGCGUGGGCCAGGUGGUGCUACUGGCCUAGAAUACUGUACAGGCUGUGUUGUAAUGUAGUCAGGCCUACACUCUUUUCCUGGAUGAACCAUGCCUACAGGAUAAUAUAUUGGUUCCUCUCAGGUUGAAAUGUAUUGCAUACUAUUUUUGGUUUCAAAUUCAUAUUACAAAUGUGUGUUAUACUAAGAAUGUAGAGAUGGGUACCUUGGGGGGAAACACAGGUUUCACCUCUAGAUCUAUUCCUCUGAAUAGAGUGGUGAUUCUCCACUUACCGUAUGCAGACUAUGCACAGAGGAACACUGGGUUUAUGUAAUUUUGAGUCCAGCUGUACCUCUUUGAUGCAAUUACCUGUAAAGUAGGCAUUACUAGGCCCAUUACCUAUGUUCUGCUCUGAUCAAAUUCCCUGGAAGUGGACUCAUCAUUGAUGUAAGGCAUUUUUACGCAAUGGGGAACAUUUUAUAAAAAUAAAAGUAUGUCUAAUGUUUCUCAUUCUUUGAAAUAUUUUUAUUACAGGUUGUACCCCAGGAUGAGAUGUCAAAGGAUGCUACCAAAAUAAGUGUGAGUCUUUACUGCAUUAUAUGUUAUAUCUCCUGCCUGUCUGGCAUCUUUUACACUUUUGUAUUUGUCUUGUUGGUAAUUUAGUGUCCAAUAGAGGCCUCAUUACCAAACCUAUGCAAUAAGUGGUAGGGUUCGGGGAAAAUGUGUGUAUAUAUAUAUAUAUAUAUAUAUAUAUAUAUAUAUAUAUAUAUAUUGGAAAUGAUGCAAACAAUUACAUUGAUGGAAGCCACAAUCUAUCUGCAAUAUUAAAGCUGAUCUACCCCCUAAAAAAAACAAAAUAAAUAAAUAAAACAAAAUAAAAAAACAUAUGCAAUAGAUAUUGCCAUUUCUUGGAAGCUGUGGAAGCUGAAUGUCAGUACACUUGCUUCUGCUACAGUUGUGUGUUUCAGAUCUAUAAAAAGAAUGAGGUUGCAGUGCAGUAAGAUGGUGCAAGGUCUUCUUUUCUUCUCUCAGUAAAGCAUGAAUGCGCCUAACUUUACAACUGCUGUCUUUACAAGUACGAUCUGCUGUCUUAAUAAAAAAAACGAGACUGUGCUCCCUGCUGAAGAAUGAUCAGGGAGUCAACAGUGCUUUUGAUAGCUCAUCUGGCACGGCGUAGUUUGUUGUUGCCACCAGGCUAACUGAGGAAAAUGAUUUGUUAACAGCUAGUUCUAUGCUCGCACAGCGGCUAUUCAGCUUGCUGUGGGUGAAGGAGUAUAAACCAGGUUCUCCCUCUACUCCCUCGUCUCCAGGAAAAGAUGAAGCCUAUCUCUGAUCUGAUGUUUCCUCCCUGGUUCAUUUCCCCAUUGACUAGCUAGCUGCUGCUGACUAACCAUAAUGAAACCACCAGCUGUGGUGUGGAGGAGGAUGCCACUGGGCCAUCGCUCAGCCGGUAAAACGGUGCCGUGGAUUCCAGCCCAGAGACAUCGGUUUCAGCACACAUGGAUGCAUACCAGCCUUUCUUGUUUCCCCACAAGUAUAGCUAAUGGCAUCAACCAGACUGAAAACACCAAUCAGCUUUCUGGCACCUUGUAUAUGGCCUCAGAGUUUAACUAUCUUCAUGUUCUAUUGAUGUUAUGAGAUUAUACUAAACCAUGCAGGCCUACUAACUAUAGUCCUAAAAUAGUAUUUUGGUCUGUAUUAUUGGUCUAAAGGUUGAAUGUGAUUGUGUGAUUUUCUCUAUAAGCUUAGAGGACUCUGGGCUGAUAAUAGAGAUAGACAGCUACAGACAACUCAUUAGCCUUGGGUGCACUACCUGUGUGGGAGGAAGCUAAUAAAGACAACUGGAUUUAUAUCCUGAUGCGUCACAACCAAUGACAUUCCCACAGCAUGUGAUCACUUUGUGUUAUCUAAGAUCUAAGAUAUAUUUUUCACAGCAUUUUAUAAGCCACUGAACUAUUACAUCCUUACCCAGUAAAGGCAUGUUCUGUAUGUACAGCAUGCAUGCAGGGGCACAGCAUCUCCUCAUUUGUUCAAGUGAGCAAAUGGAACAGCUCUCUGCAACAUGGAAACAAAGGGACUGGCGCCUAUGUGAUAGGACAUUGUACUGAGUGUGUGUGUACAUGUGGUGUGUGUGUGUGCCUCCUCACAUGCCCACGCAAUCUGUUUGGUUGCCAGACAGCUUUAUUGACCGCGGGGGCCCGGUGGCAGGACUCCUGACUGGGCUCGGUGGGGCUGCCAGCAUACAGGGGUUGGGGAGGAGGGGCAGCUGCUCUGUAAGUGUUGCACUGUGGUGACGCAGCCAGCAUCUCAUUACAGAGACGGCUGCCAGCCUGGCUCACCCACACCCACGGAUGGUGGGACAGAGAAGGGGGGGGUGCACAAGGAAGUUAUUGUUUUUUGAGCAAAUUGAGUAACAACAAAUACAGACACUGAGCAUUUUCAGAUCUGAAGGAGAAAUUAGGGUUGAGAUAUCAUGAUGGGAUGAUUUAUAGUUUUUGUUUGUAAGGAUCUGAUAGAUAGGGUAUACAGUCAUGGACCAAAAUGUAUAAUUUAACUCUUGGAUGUUGACCAAUGAAACAUCAUUUUGUUGGAAUGUUUUGCAGGUGGUGAAGGUUGCCGGGAGCAACAUCUCCCACAAGCUGCGUCUGUCUUGCGUGAAGCCGUCUGAUGAGGGCACGUACGAGUGCCGCGUGAUCGACUUCAGCGACACUGACAGCUACGCCCGCCACCACAAGGUGAGGGCCUACCUGCAGGUGGAGUCAGACAGAAACCAGAACCCAAAGCUGCGCCACCAUGGGGACAACUUCCAACCCCAGGACACCAAGGGCCUGGCGAGCAGCGGGCACCAGCCGGAGCAUGGCAAGCACUCGCCAGCAGCCCACCACAGCAACCACAAACCAACAGGCACUGGCAGGGAGCUGAGGAAGAGGUCUGCUGAGGCUGACAGCGCUACUGACUGCACUGACAGCUGUCCUCUACACCUCACAGCUCACCCAUAGCCUCCUCUGCCUUUUUCGGUCUGGCCUCAGCCCCACACCCCAGGUGGGUAGUUCCAGUCCCGGAGGGCCGCAGCGCAGUGUACGCAGACCUCUGAUCCAUCCCAGUUGAUUGCUCACCCACCCCUACCCCUGCUCCAGACACCAAAGGGACUAUAUCUCAGUGCCACCUCAGUCCUAUAUCUCUGCCCUCUGCCCUCACACUGUCCCAUCAAAAACAUCCCAAGUCCUCUCCCAGGCCAAACCCUCUCCCACCCCUUCUCUUUACCACAACCCUCUAGAUCAGGGAUGGGCAACAUUGA
Coregonus sp. 'balchen' is the source of this 4620-nucleotide messenger RNA. The record is from the annotation of a GenBank genome assembly. Lineage: Eukaryota; Metazoa; Chordata; Actinopteri; Salmoniformes; Salmonidae.